AUGUUGCGCUGGGCCAUCCUCGGAACGAGCUUCAUCUCGGACGUUGUCGCAAAGGCAAUCCUUGCAAGCCCCAACUCCCACAUCCAGGCCGUCUUUGGCCGCAACGAAGAGCGCCUCAAUGCCUUUGCCGAUCGAUACGGCAUUGCCUCUCGCUACACCUCCAUCGAUGCCCUCCUCGACGACCCCAGCGUCGACGUAGUCUACGUCGGCCUGCCCAGCCACAAGCAUGCCGAGGCCACCAUUGCCGCUGCCAAGAAGGGCAAGGCUAUCCUGUCCGAAAAAGCCCUGGCCACUACAAUGGAAGAUACCCAUUCCAUGAUGGCCGCUGUCAAGGAGGCUGGCGUCUUCUUCCUUGAGGGCCUCAUGUACCUCAGCCACCCUGUCCACCAGACGCUCGUCGAUAUCCUGAAGGAGGGCAAGCUCGGAAACGUCAAGGGCAUUAACGGCUACUACGCCGCCAACAUUGCCAAGAAGGCAAACCCUCUUGGCAAGGGAACUAUCUACAACCUGGGCUGCUACCCCGUCUCGCUUGUCCACCUCGUCAUUGAGACGGCCUUUGGCCCUGAGGCUUGGGCGAAGCGAACGGUUCUGGGCCAUGGUAACCUUGCCCACGACGACGGUGUCGCUCAUGUUCGUGAUGCUGCUUUGGUAGUUCGCUUUGAUUCUGGUGUCCUUGCCACCCUUCAGUCUACAGACAGCUUCGGUAAUGACUCUUCCUUCACCAUUCAGGGUGACAAGGCUGUUCUUAGCUUCCAGACAAACCCUUGGUUGCCUCUUGCUGGCGAUAACAUCAUCCAGAUCAAGACAUAUGGCGGUGAAGUGGAACGUAUUGUCAUCCCAAGCAACAUGGACGCCUUCGGCUGGCAGGUUAAGCGCGUCGAAGACUGCGUUGGCGCUGGUGUGAAGGAAGCUCCCCGACCAUCUCCCACUUGGGCCAACUCUGUGGAGAUUAUGGGCGUGCUUACGGAGUGGGAGACUGAUAUCAUGAAGAGAAACGGUCAAAACUAA
This is a messenger RNA of [Torrubiella] hemipterigena, 1008 nucleotides long. Lineage: Eukaryota; Fungi; Ascomycota; Sordariomycetes; Hypocreales; Clavicipitaceae. The record is from the annotation of a GenBank genome assembly.